GAUAUAGUGAAUGCGGGGUCCGGGGAGAGCGGAUAUAGUGAAUGCGGGGUCCGGGGAGAGCGGAGCGGAUAUAGUGAAUGCGGGGUCCGGGGAGAGCGGAUACGGUGAACGCGGGGUCCUGGGAGAGCGGAUACGGUGAAUGCGGGGUCCGGGGAGAGCGGAUACAGUGAAUGCAGGGUCCGGGGAGAGCGGAUACAGUGAAUGCGGGGUCCGGGAGAGCGGAUAUAGUGAAUGCAAGGUCCAGGGACACUGUAGAAAUGAUCAUGCA
Molecule: messenger RNA, 268 nt
Organism: Staurois parvus
Lineage: Eukaryota; Metazoa; Chordata; Amphibia; Anura; Ranidae
Source: the annotation of a GenBank genome assembly